CGACAAUUGGACCGUUUUUAGUUGGACAACUCACGGGGUUUGAAAGUCGGCUGCGCUCCGCACCAAACGCAGGUUAUGAACGGACACGACAACAAGGCGCUUUUGAGGUGUCAGCCUUUCUCGGUUGGCCUCUGUUUUUUGUCGUUGCUCGCCAAACGCACAUACGGAACCUAAUACGGCAUUGCUCACAAUGAUCUCAUCUCCCAUAAUCCUCUCGCUGGCUGCCUUGGCUGCCUUCUCGCCAUAUGCAGUCGCUCAAACUCCAACAAACACAACUGGUGCCCCGCCAGAAUGCGUUGCCGCCGCGGACUCUCGUCUCUGUGGAGACUUUGCGGGUCAAAUGAUCGAUUUGCGCAUGGCUAGAGACGUAGCCGGACCGUUCUGGAACUGGAACUUGACGGGCGUCGACAGUAUUGGCAAAUUGGAUGCCGCAUUAGUUAGGAUGAUGAUUCCGGGUGCCCAACAAGAUAACGGCAUGUAUCAGUACUUUGGUUGCCCAGCUUGGGAUGGAAGUGGCUGGCGGUAUCGGUUGACGGCUUUAUGCGGCUACUUGACGCAACAAUCAAACAAGUGUUCCGGAAAUUCUCCCACGGGACUCGUAUGCCCAGAUGCAUGGAAAUUGUUCCAGGACUCUGGCAUGCAAGCAUUUACAAACACAACCAAAUGUCCCGACGCCAAACUGACUCAAAUCAGAUCUCUCUUUGCUAUCGUCGACAAAGCUCUUCCUGCAACCACUGACGAGAACAUUAAAAAGUGCGUCACCGCCACAUUUGAGUUGAACAAUUGUGGAUUCGGAACGACUCAGAGAGAUCUUAAUCUUGCAACCUCCUAUUGCGCGACAAACAACCGAACCGACCCUUGCUGUUCAAUGCUAAACAUGAACGUUCUGGAUCUGAGCAAUCCAACGGUGACCGCUCCUAAAUCUCAGCCAUCUGCCUCUCCCUCACCAACCGCCGCUGGCAGUGCAAACACAUCUGCUUCUUCGUCUUCAAGCAGUGCUCCUUCAACAGCAGUGAUCGCGGGCAUUGCAGUGGGCGGGGCGGUGGUAUUGGCCGUUGCGAUCGUCGGUGGAGUCGUCAUCACUCGUCGACGCAGAGCUCAACGGGAUCUUUGGAACGCCCACACCAACUUGGUACAACAAAGCAAGUCCACCACCCCUGUUUAUGCGACUGGCGGAUCAGAAUUUCGAGGAAGCCCUUCUCGAUUGAGCCCUUCUAGGCAAUCGGCAUAUUCUUCUCAGGUGCCUAGGCAACCCACGCCUACCAGACAGCCGUCGGAAUACUACAAUGCUCCACCAAAGCCACACUACACAAGGAACAGCCCGUCCGAUUACUGAGCGUUGCGCGCUGACAAUGUCACCCUUUCUAUGAUGUUGAUAUGGGCUGGUCCCGACUAUUAGAAACCUAGUCUUAAAUGCCAUAUGGUUAUUGUGCAAUUAGCUAUUAGAUAAUAAAGACUGUCACUAAACAUCUCGUGCAAUGCAUUUCCGCA
This is a messenger RNA of Spizellomyces punctatus DAOM BR117, 1491 nucleotides long. RefSeq lists its product as uncharacterized. The transcript is spliced from 4 exons. Bases 191 to 1336 code for a protein of 381 amino acids. NCBI's taxonomy places the organism in Eukaryota, Fungi, Chytridiomycota, Chytridiomycetes, Spizellomycetales, Spizellomycetaceae. The record is from RefSeq and is a predicted model, not a curated record.